AUGGUUGCCAGAGCUUUUGCCUCCCGCUUCCGACGCUCCCGACGCUUUUUGAGUGGCUUCGUGGCUGGAGCCGUCGCGGGCGCUGUGGGAACCGGGCUAACUGUCGUGCAGUUCCUCCGGAGUCAGGACGCUGAGCCAGCGUUGGCGGUGAGGGAGCCGGACGGUUCUUCAGAAAGGGCUGUCUUAGAACAAUUUGGAUUCCCUUUAACUGGAACAGAGACGAGGUGCUACACUAACCAUGCCUUGUCUUAUGAUCAGUCAAAGCGGGUGCCUAGAUGGGUUCUUGAACAUAUUUCCAAGAGCAAGAUAACGGGUGAUGCAGACAGAAAACAUUGUAAAUUCAAGCCAGAUCCCAACAUCCCUCCAACCUUCAGUGCCUUCAACGAGGACUAUGUUGGCAGUGGGUGGUCACGAGGCCACAUGGCUCCAGCAGGAGAUAACAAAUUCUCAUCUAAAGCCAUGGCUGAAACCUUUUACCUUUCUAAUAUCGUGCCUCAGAAUUUUGAUAAUAAUGCUGGUUAUUGGAACAGAAUAGAAAUGUACUGUCGAGAACUGACAGAGAGGUUUGAGGACGUCUGGAUAGUAUCUGGACCGCUGACCUUACCUCAGACUGGAAGCAAUGGAAGGAAAACAGUUAGUUACCAGGUGAUCGGCGAGGACAAUGUUGCGGUGCCCUCCCACCUCUACAAGGUGAUCCUGGCGCGCAGAAACCCGAGUUCUGCUGACCCCCUGGCACUAGGGGCCUUCGUGGUGCCCAACAAGGCCAUUGGCUUCCAGCCCCAAUUAAGUGAGUUCCAGGUGAGCCUGCAGGAGCUGGAGAAGUUGUCAGGACUGGUGUUUUUCCCUCAUCUGGAUAGGACUAGUGACAUCAAGAACAUCUGCUCGGUAGACACCUGUAAGCUCCUGGAUUUCAGGGAGUUCACUUUGUACCUGAGCACAAGAAAGAUUGAGGGAGCCCGAUCGGUACUCAGACUGGAAAAGGUCAUGGAAAAUUUGCAGAAUGCAGGCAUUGAACCUGAUGAGGAGUUCAUGACUCGCUACAAGAAGAAGCUGGAAGAACUCAAAGCUCAGGAGCAGUCAGGAGUCCUGGAGAGAAAGCCCUCGUAG
Messenger RNA from Lipotes vexillifer (Yangtze River dolphin), 1107 nucleotides. RefSeq names its product exo/endonuclease G (gene EXOG). Gene Ontology annotation, cellular component: nucleus; mitochondrial inner membrane. NCBI's taxonomy places the organism in Eukaryota, Metazoa, Chordata, Mammalia, Artiodactyla, Lipotidae. The transcript has 6 exons. Gene Ontology annotation, molecular function: single-stranded DNA endonuclease activity; 5'-3' exonuclease activity; nucleic acid binding. The record is from RefSeq and is a predicted model, not a curated record. Bases 1 to 1107 code for a protein of 368 amino acids. Gene Ontology annotation, biological process: apoptotic DNA fragmentation.